AUGCCGGUUAUUACAAGUGCAUAUCUGAAGGAUGCGAAGGCAGGGUUCAAAGUCACUGCAAUAGGAUUCACGACAGCCAAAAAGAAUGUGGUGCGAGCUAGUGCGGUAUUCGAGUGGGAUCAGGCUGGUCGAGUGGGAUCGAGUGGUCGAGAGGCUUUGUGGCUGUUAAAGGGACGCUUUGGAGUGUUGUGCGACCAUGGAACCUGCAUCCUCUGGAGCCCCGAAGAGGCUUUCAUCCGCGCACACCCAGCGGGUCACUCAUGGAAACACACUACCCGCAGCUCCACCGGCCUGGUCCCUCUGCUGCUCAGUACACUCCUGAAAUCUGACGCGGAUACACCUGUCAUUUCUGGAGAACAAACAGCACAGAAGUUCACACGGGAAAGCUGCACAGAAAGGAACCUGAGGAGUCAAGGAAAAACGCGUGCUGAUGAGAUCCCCUGCUUUCUGUGUAACAGAGAUGCCUGUCGGUGCUCAUGUUCACACAGGUUGGCUCUGAAGCUCAGCUGUGCUGGACUGGUCCUUCUCGUCCUGACCCUGAUUGGGAUGAGUGUUGUAGUGCGAGUCUUAAUGCAAAAACCAUCAAUAGAAAAAUGCUGUGUGUUUAUUCAAGAGAACCUGAACAAAACAAAAGAUUAUCCAGCUAAGGUAGAGUGCCCACAAGCCUGCUUUCAUGUUUCUCAAGUUUCCCACACUUGGAAGCAAGGUCUAGCUGACUGUGGUAGAAAAGGAGCCACUUUGCUGCUCAUUCAAGACCAAGAAGAACUGAGGUUCCUACAGGACUUAAUAAAGGAAGAAUAUAAUUUAUUUUGGAUUGGAUUAAGUUACACAUUGCCAGAUAAGAACUGGAAGUGGAUAAAUGGCUCAACUUUAAAUUCUGAUGUAUUGAAAACCGCUGGCAUCAAUAAAAAGAACAGCUGUGCCACCAUCUCAAGGGACGAAGUGAUUUCUGAGAGCUGUGAUUCAGACAACCAUUGGAUAUGUCAAAAGGAACUAAAACGUGAAACCACAUAUAAAGACUCCUGACUGCGAAUCCCAUCUUGAUUACUUUACCAUCCACACCAGAUCCCUGCACCUAACCUGUCUCUGCUGUCUGCCUCCCCAUGCAGUUAGGGGCACAAAGCACAGACUCUGAAAGCACUGGGACUCUUACAGUUUCUUUAUUGUGUUAAUGGAAAUGUACACAGGCACAGAUGUGCCAUUCUAAGAGAGGCGUUCUGUGGAAGGAAGCCCUGGGAGCUGAGGGGCACUGAAUUCUAAUCCUUGAGUCUGUGUGACCUUUACUGGUCUCUAUGCCUGAGGCCAUCUGCAGACAUCCACGGAAAGACUGGAUCUAAUUUCUUAAACAGAUAGGCCACAGGCCAUUUUCAUGGUCCCAAAGUUUGGGUCAGGACCCCUUUGGCUAUUCCUUUUUGUUCAUCGACAUAAAAGUGAAAUGGUUUUGUGAUGUCUGGUAGGCCCAGAGCAGGAGCUGACAGUAGGGUCUGCUUUAUUUUUUUUUUUUAAUCAAAGGCCUUUUAAUGAUCUUGAGUCCAAGCCAUCUUUGGCCUCUCUGGUGGCUUCAUAUAAAGGCUUGGCUAUUUCAGCGAAACCUGGAAUCCAUAAUCUGCAAACCCCUGCAGCCCCCAAGCACUCUCUUACCUGUUGUGGGAUCUGGGGUGGGUAUGCCGAGGACAGUCUCUUGCUGUGGAAAGCCACAGCUGGCCCUCUUUCAGAACGUAGCUGAGAUAGGUGACCUCAGUCUUGCAGAGCUGUGCCUUCUUGGCAGAUGCUCAAUAUCUCAGGUCUCCCAGAUCCUGUAGGAGAUUCUGGGUUCCCUUCUUGCAUUCUUCUUUGGUUUCUGCUGUAACUAAAAGAUCAUCUACAUACCGAACAAGAGUUAUAGCUGGAUUAUUAACUCUGGACUCACCCAGGUCCUCAUGCAAAGCUUCAUCAAAAAUAGUGGGGGAGUUCCCGUAACCUUUAGGCAAGCGGGUCUAGGUCAGUUGUCCAUUAAUGCCUCUUUCAGGAUCAUGCCACUCAAAGGCAAAUUAUUUCUGGCUUUUGGGAGCCAAAGAUAAGCUGAAGAAAGCAUCCUUUAGAUCCAGAACAGAAUACCAUUUCCGAUCUGGAGGUAGAGAGCUCAACAGGGUAUAAGAGUUAGGCUCUUGGGGUGUAUGUCAGUCACCCUGUGGUUAACUUCCAGUAGAUCCUGGACAGGGCAGUUGUCAUUGGACUUUGGCUUUUUCACAAGCAAUAAUGGUGUGUUCCAGGCUUCUACAAGCUCUAACCACUCAAUUUCAAAUUGAAUUACUUAAACUGAAGUAUAUAUUAUCAUGAUUCAAAUAAAUUCUCAACCCUUAUUUGCCAGGAACAAAGAAUUUUAAUAUUUGAAAAUAAUGACUUUCAAUAUACAGACACUCGAAGAAUAAUUCACUUUGUGAAAAUUCCUAAAAAUCAAUUUACCUAAGAAAACCUUCAGAGAAAAGUGGCACUAGAAAUCAAUCGUUAGCAACAGUGGUGCUUUAGAGCAAGCAUGUAACUGUUAAGAGCAUGCAGCUAAGCAGAUAUGAGCAGAAGGCAGCCCAUGUAAGACAGUAAGACACCAGGGGACAUUCCCAGUGACCAUACAUGCUACCAGUGAAUAUGCUGAUGGACAGGGAAGGCACAGCUGUGAGGACAUCUUAAUCCUGAAACAAUUUCAGCAGAGUAGAUAAAUGAAGCUGGCUUCCAAAAGCAGGGACUUGACAUUGACCGAGGAGAGAGGAAACCAAAAGACAUUUCAAAAAUCCACCAUGCAGAGCCCAGAGGACUGCCACCCACCUCCAGGCCAGCCUGAUCCAGUAUCCUUUUAGAGUUUGUUAUGGCUUUGAGUUCAUUUGCUUUGCUAAAUAAAUUUGGGCUCUAACAGUAUCUUAGCUGAACUCUUUCCUGUGAAAGACAAAAGGAGAAGAACAAUCUUUACCUGGUGUGUCAGAUAACUUUUUGUCAGCCUGACACAAGACAGGGUCAUCUGGGAGGCGUGGACCUCAAUUAAGAAAACACCUCCAUAAAACUGGCAUGUAAGCCAGCCUGUCUGGCAUUUUCUCGAUUAAUAAUUGAUAUGGCAGGACCCCCACUGUGGGUGAUGCAGGCCCUGAGAAGAUGAUCCUGGAUAAUAUAAGAAAGCAAACUGAACAAGCCAGGAGGAGCAGCCAGGAACCCUCAGCCAUCGCUUCUCCUUCAGUUCCUGCCUCCAGGUUUCUGCUCUGUGUUCUUCACCACCUUAGAAGAUCAUAACCUUGAACAAACCCUGUCCUUCCCAAGUUGCCUUCCUUCAUGGUGUUUACUACAGCAAUAAAAAGCUGAGUAAAAUACCUGGUAAUGAAA
Mastomys coucha (southern multimammate mouse) is the source of this 3348-nucleotide messenger RNA. RefSeq names its product killer cell lectin-like receptor subfamily B member 1C. Lineage: Eukaryota; Metazoa; Chordata; Mammalia; Rodentia; Muridae. The record is from RefSeq and is a predicted model, not a curated record.